UAGUUGGUAUCUCCCCGCGCAUGUGCAAAGCGACCCUUCCUGUUCUAUCCGCCAUUUUCUGUCUGCGAUUUUUCUCAACUCUAAAACCUGAUGUUUUCCCGAUAAUUCCUGCCCUCUGUGCGCCUGUCAGCCAUGACUGAGAACAUAGAGGUGAACCUCAGUCCUCAGGACAAAAAGGACCUGGAUAAAUACAUCAAGUUCCUCUGUCUCAAGAGUAUUCAGGUGAUAGUGCAGUCGCGCCUGGGUGACAAGGUCCGCACCAAGUCCAAACCCUCCACAACCGGUGCAGACUGGUUCAACCUGGGCAUCACGGACGUGCCACGCGUGUUAGCGGAGGGGAAGCGGAUCAUAUCAGGCCAGCUGCCGAGCCAGGGCCAGUCGUUAUGUGUGGAGAUCUCUCUGACAACAUCUGAGGGGGACUCCAUGAUCCUGGAGACUUGGUGUCUGGGGAUGAACGAUCGCUCCGAGGCAGACAUCAAGGUCAGCUACACGGUGUAUAACCGUAUGGGGAUCCUGCUACGGUCUCUCUUCACCCUCACCAGAGUCACCCCAGCGUACAGACUAUCCCGUAAACAGGGAACAGACUUCGUCAUCAUGUACAGAAUCUACUUCGGCGACGUCAAGUUUGACGGGCUGGGAGAGGGCUUCCAGGUGAUGAGAGUCGGGGCAGUUCCCACGCCCAUCGGUACACUAACGAUGUCGGCAGCGUACCGCACCAAACUCACCAUCCCGUCCGAGGGGUACGCGGGCUUACAGAUGAAGGCAGACCACUACAUGGCGAACACCCCGCCACGAUACAUCGGUCGGAACCCCUCCGAACCUCGGUUCCAAAUCUACGCAGAGGACUUCCCCGAUUGGGAGGAUCCAUUGCAGGAAGUGGGGGUGGGCUCGUGUUCCGUCUCACCGCCAAACCAGAUGACCUUCUCCCGCGCAGCUACCCAGACUGACUUGCAGCAGUGUGCUGCGACCGUCGGGGAACAGGGUGAGCACUUGAACCUGUCCGCCGCGCCGAAGGUCGGAGCGUUCGCGCUGGGCAAGGACAUUGGGAAGGACGGAGACGGGAACGUUUGUAACGUGCCGUUCGAACUACUGACGCAGCAGAAACCAGAGCCUCGCGAACGAUCGUCGUCAUCCCCGGUUCCCUUCCCAGACCAAACCGGGAUGUUUGACCAAUCAGACUGCUUGCGGCUGACAUCAUAUGGUCUAGCCGGUUCGACAGGUUCAUACGGAAGCCAGCUCUCGUCGUCUCCGCAAGAAGACUUCGUCGUUGUCGAAGUUCAGAAGCCAGCGUUCGGGAAAUGUGACUCGAACAGUGACCUUGGAACGUUCUACAAGGAAUGUCAGAACCCGCCGCAGCUCGUGACAUUCGCGGACUCCAAACAGCCUUGCGUAACGGACACGCUCGCUUCCUUCACUGAGGAUCUCGCAAAGUAUGAGGAUAAUCUGGAUGAAUUUGAUGAGUUUGUGUUGUCUCUGCAGGAGGACCAGUAGGCAAAGUUAAGGGGAACAGAAACAAUUGGGUUCAAUUUGAUAUUUAAA
This is a messenger RNA of Branchiostoma floridae (Florida lancelet), 1539 nucleotides long. Its product is annotated as autophagy-related protein 13-like. Gene Ontology annotation, cellular component: extrinsic component of membrane; cytosol; phagophore assembly site. Gene Ontology annotation, biological process: autophagosome assembly; piecemeal microautophagy of the nucleus; mitophagy. NCBI's taxonomy places the organism in Eukaryota, Metazoa, Chordata, Leptocardii, Amphioxiformes, Branchiostomatidae. The coding region runs from base 133 to 1491 and encodes 452 amino acids. The transcript is spliced from 5 exons. The record is from RefSeq and is a predicted model, not a curated record.